ACCACUCCCACACAAACCUGGAACAACGAUGCGUACCCCCUAAUCAAUAGCAGUCGUCACGCGCAUCACUUUAUCAUCCCACGCUCUCUCGCCGCCGGUCACCGCACGCCCAGCCAUAACUCCCAUGCGCGCCUGCUCCGACCGCUAUUCUCUCGACCCUCCCAAUUCCCAAGUGCGCCUCGCCUCUCUCUCCCCGGUCCCUUCUUCGCUUCCCCAUCUCUUCUUCGGGCGCGGGACUGCACCGAGACACGGGACCCUUCCACCAUCCAUCAGCCCUCGUGGCCUGCUGUUCCCGAUCGGCGCCGCGCGCACUGUCCACCCCGCGCCCUCAGUGGCUCGGCCUUCUACCGCUGCGUGCCUUCGUUGAAGCCCGCAAGCUUUUCGACGUAAUGCCUGGGACAACCCAAUGACGUGCCCGCUCCUCCACCAGAGCCAGAUCCAAACCUGAAAAUCCGGGUUUGGCGCGGAGUCAGGUCACUUUGGUAUUCGGAUCCGAGCUCAGUUACAGGAUCUAACCCGAAUCCGGCCUGCCCUUUCUUCUGCGAGUCGCCGGUGAUUAAGCCGACGCCUUUCGAAACCUUAAAACCCUAAAUCCCCGUUUUGUUGGCUCCCCAUGGUCUCCUCGAAGAAGAAUGCCGCCGUCCCUGGGUCGGACGGCGACGGAGAAAACGGCGUGGCUAAUCUGUCCCAAGACGUGGAGUGGCUUUCUUCCCUUUCCGAAUCCGAGCUCGAUUUUCUUAUCGGUUUAAAAGAAUUGGUCAUUAGAAGGGCGAAGAAUGCGGGCUGUAAAGAUCUAGCUGAAAAAUUUGAUGCGAGGAUGCUCCGCGCUCUUGGAAUUGUCUUGAUGGAACAUUUUAAGGCACACGCCGAAAAUGCAUCAAUAACUACAAAUGUGCUCGAGACAUCUGCGUUGUUGAGAGACUGCAAUUUGGCGACUCCAAAUUCUGAGAGGAAUCCUGGCUCUAUUACAUUUAGUGAAGAUGUCAGAACAUCAAGUUUUGUCACUCCAAGACGAAAGCGGUUGUGGGAAGGACUAUGUGAAGAGAGAGCUUCCAGCAGCAAGAGAAGGAAAACAGCAAGAAAACUCAUGUGACCUUUUGUACCAGUUUAUGGACCACGAACGUGGCUCUUUUGCACUCCCACACCAUCAUGUCAGUGUAUCAUUUCAGUUCUCUUUCUCUCUCUCUCUCUUUUUUUUGAGAUGGUUCAUCUCAUGCAAUACUGCCAUUUGUUUGUAGACAGAGGUGCUCUAAAGUAACUGAAUAUUCAUGAAGUUUAUGAAUAUCAGGACUCAUUGUAACUGUUUCAUUACUUCGAAUUGGUGAUUGCAUUGUUUUUAUCAAUAAAGUCUCAUCUUUUUAGAUAGGGCAAUUU
Phoenix dactylifera (date palm) is the source of this 1374-nucleotide messenger RNA. RefSeq lists its product as uncharacterized. Lineage: Eukaryota; Viridiplantae; Streptophyta; Magnoliopsida; Arecales; Arecaceae. The record is from RefSeq and is a predicted model, not a curated record.